This is a messenger RNA of Carassius auratus (goldfish), 1325 nucleotides long. RefSeq names its product agouti-signaling protein. Gene Ontology annotation, biological process: hormone-mediated signaling pathway; melanosome organization. The record is from RefSeq and is a predicted model, not a curated record. Gene Ontology annotation, molecular function: melanocortin receptor binding; neuropeptide hormone activity. Bases 124 to 501 code for a protein of 125 amino acids. Lineage: Eukaryota; Metazoa; Chordata; Actinopteri; Cypriniformes; Cyprinidae. The transcript is spliced from 4 exons. Gene Ontology annotation, cellular component: extracellular region.
UCCCGACACCGACUCCUGAAGAUUACCAUGGGUAGUUUCGCUUUUGAAUGCACCCUGAAAGAGGAUAUAAAGAAAACACGAGAUUGUCAGAAACAGGAGGUUGAACAUGGGUGAAGUCUUAAUAUGCAUCCGUCAUUGUUGCUGUGCUGUGUGCUGCUCUGUUUAGCCUGCUGUGUUACGGUACACACACACAUGAUUAUAGAGGAACAAAACAGCUCCAACCAAACAACCAUCAGCUUACAAGCAAAUAACCAAACAGAUGCACCUUCUGUGCUCAUAGUCGGGCUUUCAAAAACACCUAAGAAGAACAAUAAAAUGGAAAAGAAACAAAAAAAGAAAUUCAGCACCCAUGUGAAGAGACCUCCGCCGCCGCCGAACUGCGUCCCGCUCUGGGGCAGCUGCAAGACGCCGAGCGCGGCGUGCUGCGACCAGUGCGCCUUCUGCCACUGCCGCCUGUUCAAGACCGUCUGCUACUGCCGCAUGGGUUACCCGAAAUGCUGAACACCCCCUGCCCUGAAAGGAAGAGGAUGGGAUUGUCCCGAUCCCAAAGGGUUGUUUAUAAAACAUUAUGGGAUUAUGACAACCGAACCUCAGUGCACUCCAUCAUAUAAUCGGAGAUCUCCUGGCCAGAUAACGUUAUACCUACAAACGCUUGGGAUUAAUGGAGAAGAGCUAACGUUACCUUGGUGAUUACCGAAGUACUUUAUAUCACAUUUUAUUUUUAUUUUUUUAAUGUUCGCGUUAAUGAAAAUAGUAAGCACUUUAUGGAAGAAUGUUAAAUCACCCUGUUCUGACCUGCAACCUGUUUGAGCUGCUGUAACCAAAAAGGGGCUCCACCUAAAAUCACCAUGACAGCAACAGUGGCCGUUAAAUAGUUGUUGUUGUUUACCGCCAAAACUCUCGAAAAUAAAUAAAAGACAAGGAAAAUAAACAUAGAAUUAAAUAAAACGACAGGUCCAGAUAGGAGUAUUAUUUAAUAGGAGUAUUUUACAGAGAGAGAGAGAAAAAAACGUUUUGGCGAACCUAUGUGUGUAUGAAGACUUUGGUUGACAUGGUAAUUGUUUUCAACUAAUGGGGAAUAUUUUUGUUGAAAGACAAAGUUGAUGAGUAAAUAUAGUUCUUGGGUCGAUUUUAUAAAUGUACGUUUCUGUGCAUAAGUGUAUAUAUUUCGUCUGGAAAUUGUAGAUGCAAUGUUUAUAAUUAUUAUUGAUUCAAGAGCAAUGGAUGACUCAAGACCAAUAUCUAAUAGCUACGAUCUAGCGCUUUUCAUUGUAAAAAUAAAACAUAAAUAGCACUGUAAAUUAAUAUAAUAAAUAAUUAAACGU